GUAAGCAAUAUGACCUUUUAAUAAAAUAUAUUUUAAGGAGUACUGUAUUUUCUUACAAAUUGAGAACUCUCAGUCCCUCCUCGGCUCUUACGCUGGUCAGACUAUACAUCAUCCGAGACAAGGGAGAGUUAGGGUUUUGAGUUCGGAACUGUGCAACAAUGGCGGAAGAAGAAAAAUCGAAAACCUCUCCCUUUAUGCUUUACAACUCCAUGACAAAGCAGAAGGAAGUUUUUAAAUCGAAGGUGAAGGGCGAGGUUAGCAUGUAUGUCUGUGGUGUCACUGCUUACGAUUUCAGCCACAUUGGCCACGCUCGUGCUUAUGUCGCUUUCGAUGUCCUCUACCGAUACUUGAUGGAAUUGGGCUAUAAAGUCACUUAUGUUCGGAAUUUCACUGAUGUCGAUGACAAGAUAAUACGCAGAGCGAAUGAGCGUAAGGAGAAUAAUCCGGAAGAUCCACUGAGUGAUCCUUUAAAGUUAAGCAAUCAUUUUUGUGAAGAGUUCCUUAAGGAUAUGGAUGAUUUACAGUGCCAGCUUCCUACUCAUCAACCACGUGUUUCUGAUCACAUGGAUCAGAUUAGAGAUAUGAUAGCCAAGAUAAUUGAAAACGGCUAUGCAUAUCCUCUGGAUGGGGAUGUUUACUUUGCUGCUGAUAAGUUCCCAAAAUAUGGGCGGUUAUCCAGACGGAAGCUUGAGGACAACAGAGCUGGUGAAAGGGUUGCUGUAGAUUCUAGAAAGCGACAUCCUGCUGAUUUUGCUUUAUGGAAGGCUGCCAAACCUGGUGAGCCAAGUUGGGACAGUCCUUGGGGUCCAGGAAGACCAGGAUGGCACAUAGAAUGCAGUGCUAUGAGUAAAGAGUACUUGACGUACUCUUUUGAUAUUCAUGGUGGUGGAAUGGAUUUGAUCUUUCCUCAUCAUGAAAAUGAGCUGGCGCAGAGCUGCGCUGCAUGUGAGGAGACUGACGUUGGUUACUGGUUGCACAACGGGUUUGUGACUGUUAAUGAAGAGAAGAUGUCAAAGUCAACUGGAAACUUCUUCUCUAUCAGAGAGGUUACCAAACAAUACCAUCCUUUGGCUUUGAGGUACUUCUUGCUAAGCAUGAACUACAAUUCUCCUGUCAAUUAUUCAUUGUCGCAAAUAGAUCUUGCAUCCGAUGCAAUCUACCGUGUUUAUCAGACAUUGGAAGAUUGUAGAGAUGCUUUAAAGUCAUUUGAUGAUGAAAGCUCAAACGUGAAGCCUAAAUCAAACAGCAAGCCAUCUGGUGAACGUUCUGAGGCUGUAAACUUUAUUAAAGAUUUUGAGUGCAAAAUGGCUGAUGAUUUGCACACGGCAGAAAUAUUGAAAGGCAGUCUUCAAGAUGCAUUGAAGUCUAUUAAUAACGAAUUGAAUGGGCUUAAGAAAAAGCAAAAGCCGCAAAAAUUGUUAGCUGUUAGGUCUCUUAAAGAAUUGGAGGAUGCAGUCAAGAAGGUUUUGGGUGUCCUAGGGCUACUUUCUACUCUGUCUUAUUCCGAGGUUUUGCUGCAACUGAAGGAGAAGGCUCUAAUUAGAGCUGAGUUAACCGAGGAUGAAGUAACACAUCUGAUUGAAGAAAGGGCCGUUGCCCGGAAAAAUAAAGAUUUUGCGAAAAGUGACGAGGUAAGGAGUAAGUUGACCACUAAGGGUAUCAGCUUGAUGGAUUUACCUCAGGGCACGACUUGGAGGCCAUGUGUGCCAGAAUGAUGCAAUUGACUUAGUUAUGUAAUUCCAGCUUUUUUAUUUAUUUUAAACAUUACAAUUAGAAACUCUUAAGAAAGUGCGUGCACAAGCGAAUCCACUUUCAGUCAACUUAUGUUGAUGACCAAAACAAUCUAUAGAUUGAACGCUGCUAAUCGAGUUAUAACUUACGAACUUGUUUUUCAA
Messenger RNA from Spinacia oleracea (spinach), 1895 nucleotides. Its product is annotated as cysteine--tRNA ligase 2, cytoplasmic. Gene Ontology annotation, biological process: cysteinyl-tRNA aminoacylation. The coding region runs from base 159 to 1715 and encodes 518 amino acids. NCBI's taxonomy places the organism in Eukaryota, Viridiplantae, Streptophyta, Magnoliopsida, Caryophyllales, Amaranthaceae. The transcript is spliced from 9 exons. The record is from RefSeq and is a predicted model, not a curated record. Gene Ontology annotation, molecular function: cysteine-tRNA ligase activity; ATP binding. Gene Ontology annotation, cellular component: cytoplasm.